Punica granatum (pomegranate) is the source of this 1388-nucleotide messenger RNA. Lineage: Eukaryota; Viridiplantae; Streptophyta; Magnoliopsida; Myrtales; Lythraceae. The record is from RefSeq and is a predicted model, not a curated record.
UGAAUCCAAUAGGGGCGGGGGGGUGUCAUCCGUUUCUUUGCUUACUAGUGAUAUCCUACCUAAUAGCUUUACUCGCAAUGUUCGUUCUUAUCACUCGACACGGAAAUCUCUCUCUCUCUCUCUAUUUCUCUGUUCAUGCAGGAGGAGGAGGAGGAAAUAUGACUAUGAGAGUCGCCAUUGCUUCCAAGCUCCCACUCCUCCUCAAGCCCUUCAUCCUCUCCCUCUUCCUUUCCCUCUUCGUCCUCCUCUUCCUCGCCUCCCAGACUCCCCUCCACCGCCUUACAGCAUCCAAAUCCAGAUCCUCCUCCUCCGGCGACCUCCGCAUCCGCCGCGGCUACUCCUCCUACGACGCCUACAUCCAGCACCAGCUCAACAAGACCCUCAACCCAAAGCUCCAGCACCUCUGGACCACCCGCGAUUGGGACCGCAAGGUCCGCGUCUUCUCCGACUUCUUCCAGAGCCUCAAGCGCCGGGGCCUCCUCUCCAAUUCCUCCAAGGCCCUCUCCAUCGGGGCCAGGGUCGGCCAGGAGGUCGCCGCCCUCCGCCAGAUCGGCGUCAGCGACUCCAUCGGGAUCGAUCUGGUGCCCCGCCCCCCGCUCGUGGUGAAGGGUGACUUCCACGCGCAGCCCUUCGGGGACGAGACGUUCGAUUUCGAGUUCUCGAACGUGUUCGACCACGCGCUGUACCCGUCGAAGUUCGUAGGGGAGAUCGAGCGGACGCUGAGGCCAGGCGGGGUGUGCGUGCUCCACGUCUCCCUCACCAAGGGGACGGACAAGUACUCGGCCAACGAUCUGUACAGCGUGGGGCCCCUCGUGGAGAUGUUCAAGCGCUCCGACCUCGUCGAGAAGAGGAAGGUCGACGGCUUCGGCCUCGACACGGAGGUCGUCUUCAGGAAGAGGAAGAACAACAACAAGAAGAAGCAGAGGACGAUCAAGACAAAUUAACACAGUGGUUUGCUGAUAUUUGGAUGUCUGCAGUACAGCUGUUCGAUGGCAACGAACGGGCUCUUUGGUAGGCAGGCAGACUCCAGAGAUCGGGGUAUUGUUGCUGUAUCCAUUCAUCUGUGAGACGUACUUGUUCGCCGUUACUUGAUUAGCUUUGAGCAUGCAGCCUUGGGUGUUUCUGGUGAAGUGCAUGUAAUGUAUGUAUGUAUGGGCAAAGUUGGGGGCGGGGCGGCAGGUAGAACAGAGACCAAACCAAAAGCAAAACGGUGACAAACCAUACUGCAAAUGGAAUGGCAGCAAGUGCGCUUCAUUUCUAUGGAUAGAAAAUAAAGGGAUACCAUUAUUUUCCUUUCUUUUUUAGCUGGAUCAGCACACUAAAUGGUAAAAUUUUGACAGCGUGAAUUUUUUACAUUCGCAAUAAAUUGAACCCGAGAUUUUGUUUAA